Molecule: messenger RNA, 1189 nt
Organism: Anneissia japonica
Lineage: Eukaryota; Metazoa; Echinodermata; Crinoidea; Comatulida; Comatulidae
Product: protein mago nashi homolog
Exons: 4
Coding region: 30-479 (149 amino acids)
Biological process (GO): RNA splicing
Cellular component (GO): catalytic step 2 spliceosome; exon-exon junction complex; nucleus
Source: RefSeq, a predicted model, not a curated record
UGAACACCGCCACCAGCCAAACAACAAGCAUGGCGUCGGCUAACAGCGAAUUCUACCUACGAUAUUACGUUGGUCAUAAAGGAAAAUUUGGCCACGAAUUCCUUGAAUUUGAAUUCAGACCCGAUGGCAAGCUUCGGUAUGCAAAUAAUUCCAACUACAAAAAUGAUGUGAUGAUCAGGAAAGAGGCAUUUGUACACAAAGCUGUGACAGAAGAACUGAGGAGACUUGUAGAGGAUAGUGAAGUAAUGCAGGAAGAUGAUGGGCUGUGGCCACCCCCGGACCGUGUGGGUAGACAGGAGUUGGAGAUUGUUAUGGGAGAUGAACACAUUUCAUUUACAACAAGCAAGAUUGGGUCACUUAUUGAUGUCAACAAUAGCAAGGAUGCUGAAGGGCUGAGGACAUUCUACUACCUUGUACAAGACAUAAAGUGUUUCGUAUUUUCUCUCAUCGGUCUACAUUUCAAGAUCAAGCCUAUAUAAAUAUGUAUACUGGACACUUUUGCUCUUUUGAAAUAAGUUUUCAUUUUUUGACAGGAAUAUAUCUGGGCCUGUAUGUUUUGAAUAGAUGUGUGAUGUUAGAAACACACAAAAUACAUACAGUACAGCUACAUUUGAUAAUGCUUACUUCAAUAGUUAAAAUGAAUUAAUGGAAUUAGCAGUAAGAGUUUCCCUUUACUAAUCAGAAACUGUCAUCUAAAUGUACUGUGCAGUACUGUAUAUUUUUUUAUUAAGUGCAUCAUGUACCACUUAUUUAACCUGGUCUUCAGACAUGGUUAGAAGAGGAAAAGGUGUAAAUUUUAAGCAGAAUAAGAAAAUAUACAAACCCAGUAAUAAAUACUGUAGGAUGUUGUAUUUGUGGUCUUUCGGAAGCAUGGCCAUUGAAAUGCAUUUGUUUAGUAUUUCAAACUAAUUUACUGCAUAUAUACUAUAAAAUGCAUCGAUUCUACAGUGUUCGUAGAUAUAAAACAUUGUAAUUUUUCAUACUAUCAUUUGUCGAUAAGUUCUGGUUUUUGGAAGCAAAAAAUUCUUGUUUGUAAUGAUGUUUGAGUUUUGGCCUUGAAGAUCAAGUAUAAACUUCAAUAUCCUUUGCCUUUUUCAUAACCUGCAGAUUGUUUAGUAGAGUGCAUUAUGAUGUCUCAAAUUCAUCACAUUUUGAAUAAAUUGUUUUGUAGUUUUUCUCUUAAAAAGGA